Messenger RNA from Blepharisma stoltei, 1344 nucleotides. The record is from the annotation of a GenBank genome assembly. Lineage: Eukaryota; Ciliophora; Heterotrichea; Heterotrichida; Blepharismidae.
AUGAAGAAAUUCCUAGUCAUCAUCCUUGCAAUUUCGCUAGUCCUCUCCAUAGAUUCUGAUUACCAAGAUGAUAUCGAGGCUGAUGGCUACGCAGAAAGUGACAAAAGAAGUGAAUUUGCAAAAAUGGCCCAAGAUCCACACGGACAUCAUAAUCAUGAAGAAGAAUUGGAACAUAACUCCCAUGAUCAUAGCCACCAUGAGCAUUCUCAUACACAUGAGCAUAAUGAAUAUCAUGAACACAUUGAAAAACCCCAAGAACCACAAAAAAAUCAAAAAAUUAAUCUUCCAGAUGAGAAUGGCCCAUUCUAUCUUGUUUUCGUUAACUUUGCAUUGAUUACAGAGCAUUACAUUGCUGCUGCUUAUAAAGCAAUCCGAAGCAUGACUCCUAUUAACAUCAUUGUAUUUUAUAUCGCACUUUUCUAUUUAUGUUUGAAAUUAGUUUUGCCUGAAAGAAACAGAAUAAAUCUCAGCUACAAAAUAACUGAAGAAAAUGCGCAAGCUGAAGUUAUGCAAAUGCUUGAAGCAAAAAACAAAGAGCUUCAACAAACUAUUGCAAGCGUGAAAAAUUCCAUCAAAGAAAGCUCAGUGGAUGUAAAACUUGAUAAAGGAAACAGCAAGAUUGACAACGAAACAAGUAAAAAGUUAGACACAAUCCUUUCUGAGAUUGCAAGGAUCCAAACUACUCAGCAUGAAUUUCAGAGCAAAGUCAUUGAAUCGCAUAGAGACCUAUGGAUUAAGCUAGACAAAGCAAAAGGGCCUAAGAUAAGCAUCAAUGAAAUUCCUGUUGUUGACUCCAUAGAAGUUUCCAAUCCCUAUGAUAUAAGUAAAGCCUAUCUUGAUGAUAAAAAUGCUGUCAAUGCAAAUUUAGGAUACAGAGAAGAGACAACAUCAGUCAUUGAGCCUGAGAAAAGUGAAAGGAAGCAGUCAGAUGCUUCUUUCAAGAAAAAGAAAGAAUCAUUUGAUGAGCCAAUCAAAAAAGAAAUUAAAUCUGAGAUUUCUGAAGAAUUAAGCUUUGAGCCUAAGUCUGUUUCAAGAGAGAACACUGAUAAAAUUAAUGAAAAAACUGAAUUUGGCUUAGGUUCAAGUCUGAAGUUUGUGGACAUCGAUGAGGUCAAAAUGCCAGAAAACACAAUUGAUGAGCUUGAGCCAAAAAAUGAAAUUCCAAUGCCAAUCAAAGCUCCACCUCCAAAAAUACCUGCACACAUUCCUAUGAAGGGAUCGAAUCCUAUAAAAAAGACCCCACCAGUACCUGUGAAAGCUCCAACUAAGGCUCCAGCCCCGUCUGAAAAUAGAAGCAAAUACACUCCUCCACAAGUUGCAACUAAUCCUUUUGGUCUUAAAUAA